AUGGUUAUUGAGCGCAGGAGAUGGUUUCACCAUAACCUUGAGGGAAUCCGAGCAGAGAAACUGCUCCUUGAAAAGGGCGAUCCAGGAAGCUUCCUUGUAAGACCUAGUUGGACGAAUCCCGGGAACUUUACCCUGUCUGUUCGCCGGGAGGACUGUGUUACUCAUAUACGCAUUCGGAAUACUGGAGAUUUUCUUGAUCUCUAUGGCGGUGAAACAUUUGCGACCCUUUCCGAAUUGGUUGACUACUAUCGUGAAAAUCACGGUGAAUUAAAGGAAAAGAAUGGUUCGAUAAUCGAAUUAAAGUAUCCAUUAUUUUGUCAGGACCCACUGGCAGAGAGUUCACGGUGGUUUCAUGGUCCGAUGUCCAGAAAUGAAGCGCAGAAACUUUUGCUGGAAAAGGGAAAGAAUGGCAGUUUUCUUGUACGAGAGUCGAUCCAAAAACCUGGUUCAUACGUGCUUUCUGUUGCAACUGGUGAUCAGGUGUCGCAUAUUCUCAUUAACCGGAAAAAAGACAACAAAUUCGAUGCCGGCGGUGGUCAUCAGUUUUUGACUCUCAAAGAGCUAAUCGACUUCUACACCGCAACGCCGAUGGUAGAGAAGAAUGGAGGACUGGUAUACUUAAAACAACCCUUCAACGCGACUCGUCUCAACGUCUCCACCAUAAACAAACGAAUACGACAACUUGAGUGCGAAAACGUCAAUGGUAGACAUUUGGCCGGUUUUCAUGAAGAGUUCGAGGAGCUUCACCAAGACAUUCACGAUACCAAAGCCAGAAGUCGUCUUGAGGGGGCCAAGUCUCACAAUUUGGACAAAAAUCGCUAUAAGAAUAUUCUUCCCUUUGACUCAACCAUUGUUCGUCUUCUUGACGGCGAUCCCAAUAUCCCUGGCUCCGACUACAUUAAUGCGAAUUACAUCAGCUGGCCGGACUCUCUAACUGAAAGUUUGCUUGGUGGUUCAACUACGGUGGAUCCUUUGCCACCGAAAACUGCAAGGGGCAGUCCCGCUCCUCUGUCGCCUUCUUCUUCCUCCUCCUCGUGUCCACGGUACAUCGCCACACAGGGCACCUUGCCUAACACCAUUGUGGACUUCUGGCGCAUGGUGUGGCAGGAGCACAGUGCCAUCAUUGUCAUGAUCACUAAGGAGGUGGAACGAGGCAGGGUAGGCCACCCUUUUCUACAGUUACAUACCUGUGGUCCCCGAGCACAGAUGGGGUUCUGUGUCGUCAGGAACAAGUGCUCGAGGUAUUGGCCAACACUGACACAUCCUACUCUGGAUUUGUCCAGCUACGGUGGAACACUGCGAGUUUGCCACCUUGCGGAGCAGAACUUGGAGACGUACACCCUGCGUGAGCUCCAUCUGUCUCGUGAUUAUCCUGCUGCCAACAGCAGUAGUGGUAAGGCCAACAACGGUAGUGGUGACGCCAGGGGCUUCGUGGUGUACCACUACCAAUUUCAUGCCUGGCCUGACCACGGAACACCUGCUGAUCCUUCCUGUGUGCUUAACUUCAUGUUUGACAUUUCCAAGCGCAUGGAGAGUCUCACGGAAUGUGGUCCAAUGGUGGUGCAUUGUAGUGCAGGAAUUGGCCGAAGUGGUACCUUCAUUGUGAUUGACAUGCUCAUCAACUACAUCAAACGUUAUGGUCUGCAGUGUGACAUCGACAUCUCGCGCACUGUGCAGGCUGUACGAGAGCAGCGUUCCGGUAUGGUGCAGAUAGAAACACAGUAUCGUUUUAUCUAUAAGGCUGUGCAAAACUUUGUCUCCACUCUCUCACAGCGGCUUCAAUUGCAUAACGAGCUUCAGCCCCUCGGUGUGGACUACACAAACAUAAAUCAAGCACCGGCAGAUCUGAUGCAAACCCAACGACCCGAUUCUACCUCCCCAGUGGACAGUAGACUUUCCUCCACCUCACCACACUUCGCCAAGAGCGGCUCGUUUCCGUGUAAAUCAGAUCUCUGUGUUGCACCGUCGUACGCCAAAUCCAUCUACGCGAACGCAGAGCACUAA
Messenger RNA from Echinococcus granulosus, 2004 nucleotides. RefSeq names its product Tyrosine-protein phosphatase non-receptor type 11. Gene Ontology annotation, molecular function: protein tyrosine phosphatase activity. Gene Ontology annotation, biological process: protein dephosphorylation. Lineage: Eukaryota; Metazoa; Platyhelminthes; Cestoda; Cyclophyllidea; Taeniidae. The transcript has 9 exons. The coding region runs from base 1 to 2004 and encodes 667 amino acids. The record is from RefSeq and is a predicted model, not a curated record.